This is a messenger RNA of Tetrapisispora phaffii CBS 4417, 2085 nucleotides long. RefSeq lists its product as uncharacterized. Lineage: Eukaryota; Fungi; Ascomycota; Saccharomycetes; Saccharomycetales; Saccharomycetaceae. The record is from RefSeq and is a predicted model, not a curated record. Bases 1 to 2085 code for a protein of 694 amino acids. The transcript has a single exon. Gene Ontology annotation, cellular component: lipid droplet; plasma membrane; endoplasmic reticulum. Gene Ontology annotation, biological process: long-chain fatty-acyl-CoA metabolic process; long-chain fatty acid metabolic process. Gene Ontology annotation, molecular function: long-chain fatty acid-CoA ligase activity.
AUGGCCGAACAAUGUACUAAGAUUGUUGGUAAAGCAGCUAAUGAGCAUGAAACAGCUCCAAGAGUUAGUACCACUGUAGAUACUCCUUUAGUUAGACCAAAAGGUUAUUCUUGUUCCACUGCUUACGAGUUUUUGUUAGAGGCUUUUGAACGUGGUGGUAAAAGAACUGCAAUGGGUUGGAGAGAUAUAAUUGAAAUUCAUGAGGAUAGGAAAAAGAUCUCUAAAAAAAUUGAUGGUAAAGUACAGGAAAUUGAAAAAACUUGGUUAUAUUUUGAAUUAACCGAUUAUAAAUAUAUCAAAUUUAAUGAAUUGACUAAUAUAAUGCAUGAUAUGGGUAGAGGUUUAGUUAAAAUUGGCUUAAAUCCACAUUCCGAAGAUAAAUUACAUAUUUAUGCUUCAACUUCACAUAAAUGGAUGAAAACCUUUUGUGGUGCUCAAUCGCAAUCAAUUCCAAUUGUAACUGCAUAUGAUACUCUGGGCGAAAGUGGUUUAACUCAUUCUUUAAUUCAAAGUGAAUCAAAAGCCAUCUUUACUGAUAAUAGUUUACUAGCAACGUUAAUCAAUCCGUUGAAAACUGCAAAUUCAAUCAAAUACAUUAUUCACACAGAGAAAAUUGAUUCAAAUGAUAAGAGACAAAAUGGUAAAAUUUAUCAAGAUCCUUUUAAUGCUGUUGAAAAAAUUAAAGAAAUUAGACCUGAUAUUCAAUUUUUCCACUAUGAUCAAAUAAUUAAACUAGGCAAAGAUUCAAAAGGUGAAAUUGAACCACAUCCACCAAAACCAGAAGAUUUAUCCUGUAUUAUGUAUACAAGUGGUUCCACAGGUGAUCCAAAAGGUGUUCCAAUUACGCAUGCAAAUUUAGUAGCAGGUAUAGCCGGUGUCUCUGAAACUGUUUACGGUGAUAUUGGUUCAAGAGAUAGAAUUAUUGCAUUUUUACCAUUGGCUCAUAUCUUCGAACUAUUAUUCGAACUAAUUGUCUUCUACUGGGGUGGUGUGUUAGGUUAUGCUAAUGUUAAAACUUUAACUCCUACUUCAAUACGUAAUUGUGAAUCAGAUUUAGCAUUAUUUAAACCAAGUGUUAUGGUUGGUGUUGCUGCAGUCUUCGAAAUGAUUAAAAAAGGUAUUAUUACAAAAUUAAAUGAAAUGCCAAAACUUACUCAAAAAGUAUUUUGGUCUGCUUAUAAUACAAAAUCUUUUAUGAAUAAUUAUCACAUUCCCGGUGGCAAUACUGUAGGUAAUUUAAUUUUCAAAAAAGUUAGAUCUGCAACAGGUGGUAAUUUAAGAUUAAUCAUGAAUGGUGGUUCUCCAAUUAGUAUUGAUACUCAAAAAUUCAUAUCAAACGUUUUGUGUACUAUGUUGGUUGGUUAUGGUUUAACAGAAACUUGCGCUAAUGGCUGUGUAACAAGAAUAAAUAGUUUCGAAUUCGGUAUUGCUGGCAGUUUAGUAGGUUCCGUUACUGCAAAACUGCGUGAUGUUGAUGAAUUAGGCUAUUUAGCUAAAAAUAAUCAAGGUGAAAUAUUAUUAAAAGGUGCAUCAGUUAUUAAAGAGUAUUAUAAAAAUCCACAAGAAACCGCUGAAGCAUUCACCGAUGAUGGUUGGUUCUGCACCGGUGACAUUGGUGAAUGGACUUCAAAUGGUCAAAUUAAAAUCAUUGACAGAAAGAAGAAUUUAGUUAAAACUGCAAAUGGUGAGUAUAUUGCUCUAGAAAAAUUAGAAUCUAUUUACAGAUCAUGUCAAUAUGUCACAAACAUCUGUGUGUAUGCUGACCAACAUAAAGUCAAACCAGUAGGUAUCGUGGUUCCUAAUUUAGCACCAUUGAAAUCUGAAGCAGUUAAGCAAGGUAUCUUGAAGGCUGAUGAGGAUAUUGAAGAUUAUUUAGAAGACAAAAAAGUCAAUGAUAUGGUCUUUAAGACCAUACUACAAACAGGUAGAGCUCAAGGUUUGGCUGGUAUUGAAUUAUUACAAGGUGUUGUAUUAUUCAAAGGUGAAUGGACUCCACAAAAUGGUUACGUCACCUCAGCUCAAAAAUUAAAGAGAAAAGCAAUUUUGGAUAAUGUUAAAUCUCAAGUUGAUAAAAUCUAUGCAUAA